AUGGCCUCUCUGACUUCAGCAUCAGCCGCUGCUACCAGCACGCAGCGAGCUCCUUCGCAAGCAGGUAUCAUAGAUGGCUCCAAUCCAACGGUGUACAAUCCGAAGGAUCCCAUCACUAUCUUCAUCAUCCAAGCCGGCAUUAUCAUAAUCUUCUGUCGCCUCCUCCACUGGCCUCUGGCAAAGCUGCGCCAGCCCCGUGUCAUCGCCGAGGUCAUCGGUGGCAUCCUGCUCGGUCCCUCCGUCAUGGGUCGCAUUCCCCACUUCACCUCUACGAUUUUCCCGCCUGCGUCCAUGCCGAACCUCACCCUUGUCGCCAACCUCGGCCUCGUCCUUUUCCUCUUCCUUGUCGGCCUGGAGGUGGAUUUGCGAGUCCUUGUCAGUAAUUGGAGGGUAGCGCUUAGUGUGGGUUUGGCCAGCAUGGCCUUGCCAUUUGGCUUGGGCGCUGCGAUAUCGUAUGGUCUAUAUCACCAGUUUCGGAUGGAGGCCGACAUCAAACCAACAUCCUUUGGGGUAUACUGCCUCUUCAUCGCAGUGGCCAUGUCGAUUACUGCUUUCCCUGUACUAUGCAGAAUCCUCACUGAGCUCAAGUUGCUUAUGACACCAGUUGGCGUCAUUGUUCUCUCGGCUGGUGUCGGCAACGACGUUGUAGGCUGGAUCCUUCUUGCGCUCUGUGUCGCGCUUGUUAACGCCGGUAGUGGUCUCACAGCACUCUGGGUUUUACUGAUUUGCAUUGGCUACACUCUGUUCCUCGCCUAUGCCGUACGUCCCGCGUUCCUCUGGCUUCUCCGACGGACGCGUACCCUCCAAGACGGGCCUAGUCAAGGCAUUAUCGUCCUGACGCUCCUGAUGGUGCUGACCUCCGCGUUCUUCACCGGCGUCAUCGGCGUCCACCCCAUUUUUGGCGCGUUCAUGAUCGGGUUGAUUUGUCCGCACGAAGGCGGCUUCGCCAUCAAGGUCACCGAGAAGGUGGAAGAUAUCGUCAGCUCCCUCUUCCUGCCGCUGUACUUUGCGUACUCUGGCCUGAACACCAACCUGGGGCUUUUGGAUAAUGGCAUCACUUGGGCAUAUGUCAUUGGAGUUACAGCGGUUGCUUUCUGCGCCAAGUUCACAGGAGCCGGUCUGGCAGCUCGCGCGAACGGCCUUGUCUGGCGCGAGUGCUUUGCCAUCGGCGCCCUAAUGAGCUGCAAGGGCUUGGUUGAGCUUAUCGUCUUGAAUAUCGGGCUCCAAGCUCAGAUCCUCAGUCAGACCACCUUCACGAUUUUUGUGGUCAUGGCUCUGAUUACGACCUUUGUCACGACUCCGCUAACCUCGUGGCUCUACCCUCCUCAUUACCGACGGAAAUUAGAAGCAUGGCGACGCAACGAAAUCGACUGGGAGACUGGCGCCCCCAUCAACGGUCAUGAUGCAGACUCCGAAGUGGCCGUCCCGUACGAAAAGUUGCAGGGCGGCAAAGUCGAAAGACUAUUGGUGUACCUCCGCCUGGACAAUAUGUCUGCCUUGUUGCCCUUCGUAUCCCUCUUUGGCGGUAAAUCCGACCAUAGCUACACCAAGGUGCAUCCCUCUCGUGCGGGUACGGUUGGCAACGAGGUGACCUCGUCGGACCAACACCGGCGCCCGGUCGCGAUCAAAGCGCAUGGUGUGCGCCUCCUCGAACUGACAGACCGUGACUCCUCCGUCAUGAAGGUUUCCGAAGUGGACUCGGUCGGUGCGCGCGAUCCGGUGGUCGGCACGUUCCGCACAUUUGGAUACUUGAACAACCUUGCUGUGUCAGGAGAGGUCGACGUCGUCCCGGAAAACUCCUUCUCCGACGUCUUGGUCUCGAGGGCUGCGGAUGUCUCUGCAGACUUGAUUAUCCUUCCCUGGAGCGAGACGGGGAGUAUGUCCGAGUCAGCCGUCAUAUCUGGUGAUGCUCUGCGCCACAAGCUCAGCUCGGACAACUACAACAGUUUUGUCGCCUCUGUACUGGAUAAGGCUAACUGUAGUACGGCCGUCUUCGUGAACGAGGACUUCGGCGGGUCGGGAACCGUUGACCGCCGAAAGCUCCAGCGAUCCAUUAGCCAUGCAAGCCUGCGCAGCACGCGCGAUCAGGGUAUCUCAGCGGUUGCGCCGAGCGCCAGCCCCAAUCAUCACAUAUUCUUGCCCUUCUUUGGAGGCGCUGACGACCGCGCUGCCCUGCGUCUCGUCUUGCAACUUGCCGAGAACCCAUACGUGAUGGCGACGAUCGUUUACUUUGCCACACCUGAAGAACAUGGCGAUUCGUCAUCCAGCGCAGUCGAGUAUCUGCCGAGCCUCGGCCAUAGCGGUAUUGUGCCAACUGGGGAAGCUACCGCGACUUUCUUCGAUUCUGUGCGAAAUGCCGUGCCUGGAGACCUCGCCGCUCGCGUCCUUUUUGACAGGGCCCAGACCAGCACGCCUCUCUCGGCUGCGAUCGAGUACGCACGGAAGGAGGUUGGUCGGAACUCACGUAAUGCGGGGGACCUGGUUGUUAUAGGCCGGAAUCUCAGCAGCGUUGCGAUGUUUGCUCAGGAAGAUGUGGCGGGCGAAAGUAAUGUGGAGGCCCAGAGAUGUUUGGGAGUCGUGGCGGAGGUGAUGGUGCGGAGCAAGGUCAAGGCGAGCCUGCUUGUUGUACAGGCAGGCCGGUCGAGUGGUGGACAGUGAGUAGUUGCUCCCUCGUAUAUACUAGUAGUCGCCAGUGAGCUUGCUUUUAUGACCUUACGACCUGUGUAAUAGUAUCUACACUUGAGUGUGAUGUAUAUUUCUACUUAAUACUAUUCAUGACCAGGA
Messenger RNA from Gloeophyllum trabeum ATCC 11539, 2784 nucleotides. RefSeq names its product K/H antiporter 1. The coding region runs from base 1 to 2658 and encodes 885 amino acids. Gene Ontology annotation, biological process: proton transmembrane transport. Gene Ontology annotation, molecular function: antiporter activity. NCBI's taxonomy places the organism in Eukaryota, Fungi, Basidiomycota, Agaricomycetes, Gloeophyllales, Gloeophyllaceae. The record is from RefSeq and is a predicted model, not a curated record. The transcript is spliced from 5 exons. Gene Ontology annotation, cellular component: membrane.